Suillus bovinus is the source of this 1473-nucleotide messenger RNA. RefSeq lists its product as uncharacterized. The record is from RefSeq and is a predicted model, not a curated record. The transcript has 9 exons. Lineage: Eukaryota; Fungi; Basidiomycota; Agaricomycetes; Boletales; Suillaceae. Bases 1 to 1473 code for a protein of 490 amino acids.
AUGCAGCUGGUCAUGAUACUAGCAAAGACAAUCUACAUCAGUUUCAGAAUCCAGGCCAGCAUCAACAGCCAAACCCGUCACAUGGUCACAGUUGCAUUUUACCACAAAGUGGAAGACUUGGAGGACAACAUUCCACUGCAACAGUCUCAUACAUGGCUAAUUUUCAAAUAUGAAAAUAGCUGGGUUCGAAGAGACAAGGCCUAUGCCCCACUCUCCUGGUCUGCUCAGCCUUAUAUCCAGCAAUCUAGUGGUGUACAGUUGCUCGAACUUUACAGUCAGGCAAAUGAGGCACUAGGCGACAAGAGAGUUCCCCAAGUCAAUUCACAGCCACCAAUGUUACCAGUAAUGAAUGAUGUACCAAGUGACAGGAGAGCACCCCCAUUCAACUUGCAACAGUUUCCAGUGGCGGCUGGGUUACAACAGAAACGAGAACGUGAGGAAGAGUGCAAUGACCUAUCAGAAGCAAGAGACAGUACAAAGAAGAUACAGAAAGAGAAUGGCGAGUCAUUGACUCAACCUAGUGAGGGUACCAAGCAAACUCAGCCUCGCUCCACGAAAGGAUCAAAGCAGGAAAGGAUAUUUUCAUACAUCCUGAAUUUCGAGUCUAUCACUGGCAAUGGCGGUGGGGAUCCUGAUAUUGAAGAUAUUGGGAAUUUAUCAGGGGCUAUGUUGAAGAAAUGGUAUGAAGCAGGAUGGUAUGAGCUGUUCAACAACUGGAUUGGUAGACUUGGUGAACAUCCAGGACUUGUAUGGGAGGAGGAAUUCCGCUCUGGAAUGAUAUCUGAUGCACUCGAGAUCAGCAGUGACGCAAGUGACACAAGUGAUGAAGAACACAAAGUCAAGGCAAAGAAGGCACAUAGCAAAGCUCUGCAGAGAUCAACUUCAUCAGCCACUGAAAUAAAGGCUAAGUCAGUGUCAAAAGGGGUGCCUGCACAAUGUCACAAAAAGAAGGCCUCACAGAGUAGCAUCAGCAUCAAAGCUGCUGACUUUUUCUCGUCCAAUGUUGAAUUCCUGAAGGCAACUGCAAAUACUGAUGGCGAGCAGCUGAAGUUGCUCAAAAAACACAAGGAUCGAGAGGAUAAGCAGCAUGAUUUUAUGGUAGAGAAGGGACGAGCAGAGGUGGCACUGGCAGAACGGGAGGCAAGGGCAAAGAAUGCCCAAGAGAUUUUGACUAUGGAUGGUAUGCCAGAUGAGGUGAAGGACACAGCUCAUCAAGUGUUAUUGGACUACUUUUCUAUUGCAGCCAGAAACAUCAACAUCAGCCACAUCAUCCUUGGAAUCAUCAGAAGUAAUGAGAGCUUCGACGACAUGAUCCUUGAGACUAGGAAAACAGCCCUUCAAAAUGCCGAAUGUAUGCUCGACAAUGAUGCGUUGCGAGGACAAGCAUUUGUUGAAUUUACAUCGACGAGCUUUUUCAUUGGCUGGUUGCCCAUUGACCUCAGGUUCAGUGAAUGGCCAGAGUACAUAUGGUGA